AAAAAAAAAAAGGUUUUUAGACGGGGCUUAACGCGUUCCUUCCGAUCUCACUCCAACACCUGACAUCCGUCCUCCAAAUAAUUUCUCCACCCCCAACCCAAUGGCCCCUUAUUAGUGUGUCCGACUAUCUGAGAUUCUUGUAAUAAUAUGUGAUUUGGUCUCUCCCACCCUUCCUCAAUUUCGAUCUCUUUCCAGUUUCUUCCGAUUUAUUGGUUUCCAACCUCUCUUUAUAUCCAUGGAAAAUCAUAACGCCAAAUUGGGCUCUGGCGGUGGACUCAAACCCAACAACAAUAACAGCAUCAGCGAACAAGAACAAAACCCCAAUUUGAAUCAAUGCGAAGAACAAGAACAAGAAGUAACUACUGAGUCCUCGCAAUUGGUGGACCCUCCCUCACCUCCUGUUCCGCAGUCUUCAAGAACACCCUUUACUAAUCUCAGUCAGGUCGAUGCUGACCUAGCCCUUGCUCGAACCCUCCAAGAACAGGAAAGGGCAUACAUGAUGCUACGAAUGAACAAUGAAGAUAGUGAUUAUGGAAGUUGGGAAGCUGGAAGUUAUGUGCAUGAGGAUGAGGAUGAUUUUAAUGAUUUUCAUGACGAUACUGAUGAUAACGAUGAUGAGGAGCAAUAUGAUGGAACUGAGGUUGACAAUGAUGAAGAUGCGUUUGAUGUGCAUGGUCAUGAUGCUGGAGAGGAUGAUAACCCUAGAGUCGAAUAUGACCCGGCUGUUUUUUCAAGUGAUGAGGCCUAUGCAAGAGCCCUGCAGGAUGCUGAAGAUAGAGAGAUGGCCGCUAGACUGAUGGCUCUUGCUGGGAUUAAUGACCGCGAAGUUGAGCACACAGAGGAACAUGGAGGUAACUCUCAGGAUACAUGGGAGGAGGUUGACCCAGAUGAACUUUCAUAUGAGGAGUUAAUUGCAUUGGGUGAAGUUGUUGGAACUGAGAGCAGAGGGCUUUCGGCUGAUACCAUCGCCUCAUUGCCUUCAGUAAGCUACAAGACAGGAAGUGGUCAGAAUGGAAGCAAUGAGUCGUGUGUCAUUUGUCGGCUGGAUUACGAGGCUGGUGAGAACUUGACAAUACUAUCUUGCAAACAUUCCUAUCAUUCUGAGUGCAUAAAUAAUUGGUUGACAAUAAACAAGGUCUGCCCUGUUUGCAGUGCUGAAGUCUCCACCUCUGGAAACAGCUAGCAGAAUCUGUGGACCAUCUUUUCUUGCAAAUCAAAAGACUAUUUGUACAAGUUGUUGCACAGCAAGGGCUAGAGCCCUUGUUGGUUAUUCAUAUUGCAUCUCUUUCACUUGCGAAAACUGUACUAUCCGACCAUUCAAAUUAGAUUUACAAUGCUUGUAUUAUAUGACCUUUCUGGUUAUUCAAUUGAGAAACAUGGUGGCAGGUUUUGCUUAAUAGUAAGUUUUCGGGAUUACCCUAAUGAUACAGAA
This is a messenger RNA of Prunus dulcis (almond), 1432 nucleotides long. RefSeq names its product E3 ubiquitin ligase BIG BROTHER-related-like. NCBI's taxonomy places the organism in Eukaryota, Viridiplantae, Streptophyta, Magnoliopsida, Rosales, Rosaceae. The transcript has 7 exons. The coding region runs from base 236 to 1183 and encodes 315 amino acids. The record is from RefSeq and is a predicted model, not a curated record.